AUGGCAUUCAACGAUAAGAACAAAAAGCCGGACGUUCCUGAUGGAUGGUUAGCCAAAUGGGACGAUAACUACAAUCGAUGGUUCUUCGUCAAUUUGGAGACGAAAAAGUCGCAAUGGGAAAUGCCGGAAGAUGACAAGGUCAAGCCGCCACCCUACGCUCCCUCUGAUUCCAAGCCUAAGAAGGAAUCGUCUCGUCCCCCAGUGUCCCCACCGACCCAAUCCCAUUCCCUGGCACCUAGUAAUGCGGGUCAAACCGACCGUGGUUGGUUCAGUGGCAAGAAGCAACUGAGCAACUAUCCCCCGCAAAACUCAGGUAACUACGGUGGUGGUGGUGGCUAUGGUGCUCCUCAAGGUGGCUAUGGAGGCCCUCAAGGUGGCUACCCUCAUGGAGGCUACGGCGGUCCCCAAGGUUACCCUCCUCAAGGUUACCCUCCUCAGGGCUACCCUCCUCAAGGUUAUUACCCUCCCCCACAACAGUACAUGGCUCAACCGCAAUACGUUCAAGCGGCACCUCGUCGUCAAGGAAUGAGUCCCGGCACUGGUGCGUUGUUAGGUGCAGGUGGCGGUCUUCUUGGUGGUAUGAUGUUGAUGCAUGGUAUGGACGAGAUGAGAGAAGACGCCUACCAAGAUGGCUACGACAACGGUUUCGCCAAUGGUGACGAUUAUGGUGGUGGUGACUUUGGUGGUGGCGACUUUGGGGGAGACUUUUAG
Messenger RNA from Diutina rugosa, 711 nucleotides. RefSeq names its product WW domain-containing protein IFU5 (gene IFU5). The transcript has a single exon. Bases 1 to 711 code for a protein of 236 amino acids. Lineage: Eukaryota; Fungi; Ascomycota; Pichiomycetes; Serinales; Debaryomycetaceae. Gene Ontology annotation, molecular function: protein binding. The record is from RefSeq and is a predicted model, not a curated record.